GAGAAACAUGUCAGAUCAGCCUUGGUACUCUGCUCUUUGCAAUUGUGAAGAGAAAAUUAUGCUAAUUAGCUAGGUGCAGAUGCAGAUGGCUAGGUGCAGAUGCUGAUUUGCUAGCCCUGAGAGAAACAUGUCAAAUCCUGAAAUCCCCAUCUUUGUUUUUAUUUGCUAAUGGCUAGGUGCAGAUGCUGAUUUGCUAGCCCUGAGAGAAACAUGUCAAAUCCUGAAAUCCCCAUCUUUGUUUUUAUUUGCUAAUGGCUAGGUGCAGAUGCUGAAUUCUUUUGCUAGAUGUACUAGUAGUUGGUAUAUUAUUAGACUAGCAUAAUCACAGGGAUGCUGGUACUAUUAGUUGUUGUACUAGGUGCAGAUGUUGAAUUCUUUUGCUAGACUUACUAGCCUUAUUCAGGAAAUGUGACUGCCAUCAAGAUGUUUUGGUAUAGAGUUAAUUUGAACAGAGUUCUGACUGUUAUAACAUCUAUGUACGUUGGUCAAUUUGGUCCCUUGUGCUAGCUGCAUAUACUGAUAAAGAAAGAGUAGUGCUAGUCUGCUGAAGGUGCCAUAUCCGUGUUAUUUUUUUUCUUUUUUUGAGAAAUAGCUGGUAGGAUUAAGAGCUUAGAACACUUGGACACUUUGCUAUCUUUUUAUUGUUCUUUGGUAGUUCCGAGUAUGCUAUUUGCACAUGAAUAUUAUUCUUCCCAUCCAAAUUAUAGUUUCAUGUGUGUUGUGUGCAUAAUUCUUAUUACUUGAUUUUUAAAUUGUAGCUCAACUUGCAAUAUGUCACAAUUGAGUUCCGAUGAGUUCGAAGAUGAUACCAUUGACCCAACAGAAAUUUUCUCUCUAGAAGAUUACUUGGCACAACAGAAUACUCUCAACAACUUUGCUACACAAAUAGCCACAAACAUUCAUCAUACACUAGAAGGUCCAAGUACUAGGCGUCAGUCAGCCCCUAGGACAUAUAUUGACAGGAAGAGAGAAUUUUACAAUGAACUUCUCAUAGCAGAUUACUUCUGUGAUAAUCCUACCUAUCCUGAUUACUACUUCCGUAGAAGGUUCCGCAUGGGAAAACCCCUCUUUCUACGCAUUGUUCAAGCUCUUGGUGAGUGGUCUCCCUACUUCACUCAAAGGGUAGAUGCCCUAGGCCGUCCAGGUCUAUCACCUUCACAGAAGUGCACAGCAGCCAUGCAUAUGUUGGCGUAUGGUGUUCCUGCUGACAAAACAGAUGACCAUAUAAGACUUGGUGCAUCUACGGCACUCGAGUCUCUUGAGAAAUUUGCUAAGGGGGUCAUUGCCAAGUUUGGUGGGGAAUAUUUGCGAAGGCCAACUGUUGAAGACAUUCAACGUCUACUAGAAAUUGGCGAAGCACGUGGUUUUCCUGGUAUGCUAGGAAGCAUAGACUGCAUGCAUUGGGAGUGGAAAAACUGUCCUGUUGGAUGGAAGGGGCAGUUUACACGUGGUGACUAUGGUGUCCCUACCAUCAUCCUUGAGGCUGUUGCAUCCCAUGAUCUAUGGAUAUGGCAUGCCUUCUUUGGUGUCCCAGGAUCCAACAAUGACAUCAAUGUGCUCAAUCAGUCGCCAUUGUUCACUGAAACAUUGCAAGGGAAUGCUCCUCGGGUAGACUACUAUGUCAAUGAGCAACAAUACAAGAAGGGAUAUUAUCUUGCAGAUGGAAUAUAUCCGGAGUGGGCUGUUUUUGUGAAAACCAUUCGGCUGCCUCAAACUGAAAACGACAAGUUAUUUGCGAAGAAACAAGAAGGUGCGAGAAAGGAUGUUGAACGUGCAUUUGGAGUUCUACAACAACGCUUCAAAAUUGUCGCAGAACCAUCACGGCUUUGGGAUCAAAUAGAUAUCUGCAACAUAAUGGAAGCAUGUGUGAUCAUGCACAACAUGAUACUUGAAGAUGAGAAGGGCGUGGAGUUACCCUUCGAUUUGAAUGAAGCUUUAGGAACAUCCACUGCUCUGCCGCCGACAGCGAUUAAUGGGGCUACACCUUUGUUCACCGACGUGAUUAGAAGAGAUGUUGAGAUACGUGACCGGUCCAUGCACAAUCGACUCAAGCAUGAUUUGGUUGAGCAUAUUUGGAAGAAAUUCGGUGAAGCUACAAACAACUAG
Messenger RNA from Triticum aestivum (bread wheat), 2106 nucleotides. RefSeq lists its product as uncharacterized. NCBI's taxonomy places the organism in Eukaryota, Viridiplantae, Streptophyta, Magnoliopsida, Poales, Poaceae. The record is from RefSeq and is a predicted model, not a curated record. The transcript has 2 exons. Bases 772 to 2106 code for a protein of 444 amino acids.